GUACGAUAAGCAGGUAAUUUUCCGUGCGUAAACAUGUCAGCCAAUCAGGACAGCCAUGCGUUUCUACGUCAGCACUCUUUCACGCGCUGUCACCUGAAGCUGUGAAACUCACCUGUGAGCGCGCACUGGGCUGGGCGCGGAAGCUCAACAUGUGGGGGUUCAUCUCGUACCUGAACAGCCCCGAGCUGGUGGCCGGCUUCCAGCGGAGCUGCGGUCUGGUUCCGAGAGACACGUGCUCGUAUGUUAGUCAAAACGGACUCGUACACUCGAAUGGAUCCGGUAAGGACGGACCGGUCACGAUCCACCGGCGCAAAGCGGAGCAGGUGGCGAACGGGACGUCACGCGCACACGACAGUAACUCCAACUAUAAAUCCGCCAGUUCACAGUAUGAAACCAAAGGCGAAGAACAUCACAGGCCUCAUUAUGAGGUGAGGAACUGGCUCUUCUACUUCCUGUUUGUGACAUCAGCCACUCUGGGGCAUGAGGUCUUUUACAUCACCUUCCUCCCCUGCAUCCACUGGAACCUCGACCCGUUUCUGUGCAGGCGGCUUGUCAAUGUGUGGGCUGUGGUGAUGUAUAUUGGGCAAGUGAUGAAGGAUAUUUUAAAGCUGCCGCGUCCUCCAUCUCCCCCCGUGGUCAAACUGGAGACGCGUGUGGAUGCGGAGUACGGGAUGCCAUCCACGCACGCCAUGGCAGCGACGGCCAUCUCAUUUACACUGCUUCUCAGCGCUCAGGAGAGAGUGAAGUUCCCGUUUGAACUGGGACUGAUUGUGGCCGUGGUUCUGUCUGCGCUGGUGGGUCUGAGCCGUCUUUAUACCGGCAUGCACUCUGCUCUGGAUGUGAUCUGUGGUGUUUUUAUUUCCGCUGUCAUCAUGGCUGUGUCGUACCCGUACUGGGGAACCAUUGACUACCUGCAGCUGCACAAUCCUCUCUCCCCCGUGGUGGGGUUGGUUCUGCCCCUCUUCCUGGCCUAUAAGUACCCCGAGCUGGACCAUUACAGCACCACACGGGGGGACACCACCAUUAUUUUAGCGUGCUUUUCGGGAAGUUCAGUCGGAUACUGGGUGAAUGAGCGAUUGGGCUUGACCUUUGACCUAGCCGGGCCUUUUCCAGUGACCCUCCCACCGCUGACCCUCGUGGCCUUGGGUCUCGGUGUUGCACGGUUCCUGGUCGGGGUGGGGAUGCUGGUCCUGACCCGGCAGACGGUGCGCUGGGCGAGUCUGCGGGUGCUCUGUCGAAUUAACGGAGCGUCUGUGAGUGACGUUGAUGCACGCAGGAGGAAAGAGAUCGAGGUGCCGUAUAAGUUCAGCACGUAUGUUACCAUCGGACUGGUCAACAGUAUCUUAGUGAACAGAGUCUAUGUGAUGAUGGGACUCUGGGAUUUGGGAAAUUCAGUGUAAAUACACAGUGUUUACAGGCAAGUUUGAACAUAAUCUCACUCUGUAAUUCAUUCUGAGGGAGAAAUCCACUUGUAGUCUUUAUUCAGGAUUGGUUGGCACAUAUAAUUGAACGGUAGUCUGUUAAACCUACUAGCUGUAUUUGAAAACCGAAUUACAUUUUGUGGCUUGAUAUUGAAGGGGGAAUAUUCUUGGUGAAAUACAAGCUAAAGGUGAACAGUGUAAUUUCUGUGUCACCAACUGAAAUCAGAAACGCUUACAAAUCAUUUGAAAAAUGACUAAUGCAAAUUUCCUUUAAGAGUUAACAUUUUUGUUUGUGAAAAAAUAGUGUAGUUUCCAGUUGCACCCUCCCAAAGUCAAUGUUUUUUUUUUAACAGGUUUUUGUGUUUACGGAAGUUAUUCUCACGUUUUAUUCUACAACAUAAAAUACGUAAAUAAUAGCCCACUGAUUUUUGUUUUCGAGCUUUUACUUGAAAAAGAUGGUUGCUUGCUACAAAUGUAUUGUGGGACACUAGACGUCAUCCCACCAAACAUAUAACCUCAUCUACUCACUAGUUCAUUCACAGCCUCAAUAUGAUUAGAAUCACACUCUUGCAAACGAUUCUAACUCAAACGAAUCAACUAAGGAUUGAAACGCCACUUGUCAAGUCUGUGCUGACAUUGAUCAUUAAAUAGUCAAGUUUCGAUCAUACUUUUUUGUGGGAUAAUUCAAUGUAUGCCUGGAAUAUUAUGUUAUAUUAUAUAUUUUAACAUUACACAUUUCACCUCUAUAGGAAACUGUUGAUUCCUACUUUCACCCAUAACUUAAGUCAGUGGUGCAAAGUUAUGGUCGUUGCCCAAUAGUCUUCCAAUCUAAAAGCAUUUUUUAUCAGGUAAAACUGUUAGACAAAUUGAUAUUAUUUUCUGAGGUAAUAAGAGUAAAUGGAUAUAACAUGGCUUUUUUUUUUAAAGUGUUGCAUGAAAAGUUAGAUUUUGCAUUUAAACCCACAGAGUAGAUACAAUCACUUUUACCAUUGUUGAGGGAUUUCAGUGGCCCUCAAAAUAUUGCUCAAAUUUUGCGGAUGUGGUCGCAGUGCGGUCCUUGAAGAAAAAGGUCUGAGUUCAGUUUUGUGACAUCACAAUGACAAUGCAAAAAGAUAGAUGAUGAUGUUAGUGAUCACAGAUGAUGUUUAAUAAUUACCAUUUUUACCAACACAGUGAUUUUGACUGCCUCAAAUCUGUUUUUUGUUUUGUUAUGUUAUUCAUUUGGUAUUUAUUACAAAAUACUGAAGAACAUUAUUUGUAAUUUGAGUUGCCAGGUAUGAUACUCAGGAUGUGUGUUUAUGAGCUUUUACAAAUGUGGUAAAAGAAAUGAAUAAACACAGUAAAAACAGUG
Messenger RNA from Carassius auratus (goldfish), 2772 nucleotides. Its product is annotated as sphingosine-1-phosphate phosphatase 2-like. The record is from RefSeq and is a predicted model, not a curated record. Gene Ontology annotation, cellular component: endoplasmic reticulum membrane. Gene Ontology annotation, biological process: sphingosine metabolic process. Bases 150 to 1400 code for a protein of 416 amino acids. NCBI's taxonomy places the organism in Eukaryota, Metazoa, Chordata, Actinopteri, Cypriniformes, Cyprinidae. The transcript has 5 exons. Gene Ontology annotation, molecular function: sphingosine-1-phosphate phosphatase activity.